GCACGACCACGCUGCACCUCGCCGCCUUGCAGGAGGAUGCGCCCCUCUGCUUGGAACUGCUCUCGAACGCCGAGUUCGAGGCGGUCAACAGCUUGGACCUGCUCGGCAGCAGCGCGCUUCAUUACGCUGCUGAGCGGGGUCUCUCCGAGGUCUGCCUCGCGAUCCUGGCGCACCCCGGCUUCCGGGAGGUGCACGCCGCGAACCGGCUCGGCCGCACCGCCCUGCACGUCGCCGCGCUCCACGGCGACGCGCGCGUGUGCGCCGAGAUCCUGGGGCACCCCGCGUCUGUGGGCCUCGACGUCGGCAGUGCCGUGGACGUCUUCGGCGACGCCGCAGAGGAGCGGCGACGGGGGCACGCCCGUUGGCUCGCCCUCGCCGCCGCCGCACAUGUGGGCCGCCCCGCUGGCGGCUACACGCUGCCGGCGCAGUAUAGCUUUCUCCUGGGGGACCCGGUCCUUGGCGAUCAGCAGUGCGACAUAACGGUCUGCGAUAGUCUCUUCGACACGUACGCGUAUGUGAACAUAGCCACCGUGGCGAUUCUAGAUGACCCCAGCUCCACCGUCUUCGAGGGUCAGGACGACGCCAUGUUCAAGAUCGUGGAGGAGUCGAUGACCCAGGACGACGCGCGCGCCGGUGGUUGCUUAGCGUCGUCGAUCGGCGACAGAUACGUCUCCGGAACCUGGGCCACGACCGGCGUGCACACGACCGCGACCGGGAACUCGCUGACCGCAGACGUCGGAUUGUUUUUCGAGAUGGGUGGCAUGUACAAGUUGUGUUACUCUCGCAACGGCACCUUCGGUGCAGACGAUGCCGACAUCAUGCAGGUGCCGAUACGGGCCAAGGGCGUCUUCGACACCAAUUGCACCGCCUCGGACUGUCUCAAGGAGCACCGGUACGAGUGCUACUUACGGAAGGACUCCUACGGCACAGCAGACGGACUGUACGCCGUGACUUCCUCGUGCGCUGUGGACUACUCGUACCAGGGUGCGGGCUACAAGGGCGACCCAGGGCUGGGCACGUGGACGGCGGAGUUCUCCGCCACCGUCAGCGCGUCGACGGGACAGGUGACCCAGGUCACCACCCAGCCCUGCGGCUCCGCGCCCGCCGGCUUCAUCUGCUCGAACGGCGGCGCCUGCGACGCAGGCUCCAAGCUCAUCACGCCGUUGGCGGAUGCCGGCAACAGGCAGAUCUAUUUCCCCGCGACCUCCAAUUUGCUUACUGGGGAUACCUUUUAUCCACGGACGGUCGCCGCGUGCUAUUGUCCCGACCGAGCAGAUUGUACGUCUGUUGGAAGCUUCGUCCAGCAGAUCGGCAUAUUGAAUUACUACCUGAGUAAAGUGUGCCACUACCUCGACACCAGCUGCGAGAGUGACUAUACAGGCAUUGUGCCCCAGUACCAGUUCCGCGUGCGAGUCGAGUGCCCCACCGACGCUUGCCCGGCCAACAACAACAAUCGCAUGAAGCUCGUCCAAGCCGACUCGGCAAACGAUUUACCGUCUUGGUCACCUCAGAGCGGUUGCGGAACGGCGCAGCACGGCGUGUUAGGCACCACCAACGUGUUCCCGGAGACGACCGACGACGGAGGCGGCACCAUCAACCCCCAGAAUUGCGCAGGGCCGCUGGAAUGUUCCCUCUCGGGCGGCUCGACUACAAGGAGUUUGGCGGCGAGAGUGGUUUCCAGUUCGUACUCGGUGACAGCCACCACGAAGUCCGCCGCUUCCACGAGAGCAAACUCUUCGACGUGUGCUACUGCAACGACAACUGCGGCGUAG
Messenger RNA from Prorocentrum cordatum, 1772 nucleotides. The record is from the annotation of a GenBank genome assembly. Lineage: Eukaryota; Dinophyceae; Prorocentrales; Prorocentraceae.